This is a messenger RNA of Adelges cooleyi (spruce gall adelgid), 3596 nucleotides long. RefSeq lists its product as uncharacterized. Gene Ontology annotation, biological process: negative regulation of transforming growth factor beta receptor signaling pathway. The record is from RefSeq and is a predicted model, not a curated record. The coding region runs from base 500 to 1822 and encodes 440 amino acids. Lineage: Eukaryota; Metazoa; Arthropoda; Insecta; Hemiptera; Adelgidae. The transcript is spliced from 6 exons. Gene Ontology annotation, cellular component: Golgi membrane; early endosome membrane. Gene Ontology annotation, molecular function: R-SMAD binding.
UGCAGUAGUAGUGUCACUUCUGUAGCAAAGCACGCGCCCGCCGCCGCCGACAAAAACAAAACACAUGCGUACACAGACACAACACACAAUAUUAUACAGAAAGAGACACACCGUGAAGUUUUUUCAUAUUAUUAUUAUUACUAUUCUAUUCGUUAUCCGAAACGAAAUUAACGUAGAACAUAAAUAUUGUUAUUUUGACGGGUUAUCUAUUCAUUUGUAAACCCGAUGAGACGCGCCGCCUCGCGAUAUUCCGACAAUUCAACGGGUGUUUUCAUAAUAGUUAUAUAACACGAUCGUUUUUCUUACGUUAUUUUCCUUGAUUUUCGUUUGGUGAUAGUAGUAGUAUCACUGUCCGUCUCGCAUAUUAUAUUAUUAUACAUAAUUUAUAUUAUAUUAUAUCAAUUCCUCGUAUUUAUAAACGACCGUUUAGCAGAGAGUCGUUGACGCCAUGAUAAGAGUGCGGAAAAAGUACGGUCGAACCGCCGAGUGCGGCUGAUCGAUGUACCGCCGUAUUGGCGUCCACUUACACUUGACGCAAACAAUAACGACAACGACGUCGAUCAACAGUUGUAUAGCGAUCGCAAGCAGAACAAUCGUAGGACCGCGGACAACGGUGAUCUUUCCGGACGCCGCAGCAGCUGCAUCGUCCGUUGGCGGUUGUCGCUGUCGUUGGUCGUGGUACGUUGGCGCGACCGACACCGCAAGUACAACCACGGCCGCCGGCUGCAAACUGACCGGCUGCGGUUGCUGUUACUUACCGGCGAUCUGUUGUGUGGCCGCCGUGAUCGCGUCGCUGUCGCUCAUGCGUUCCCGCGCGGUCGCGUUCACCGACAUAAACGCGACGGCCAACCUUGUCCAGCAAUCUUUUGCCGCCGGCUAUGACGUUGACGUCCGCGAAGACGUGGUCGCCGCCGCCGCCGUCGACGCGGUAGCCAACGCGACCGACACGUUGCGACCUCCGUCGCAGACGCCGCCGACACCUCCUCUUCCAUCUCCUCCUCCUCGGCACCGUCACCAUCAGACGCCACCACCACCACUGCCGCCGCCGCCGCCGGUCGUCAACCAGACAACCGCCGCCGCCGACAACAACCGGGUCGAUCAUCAAACACAGUCUUUUGGAACGGUGAUGGUACUGAUGGUGGUGACGGUGGCCGUGCUGGGUACUGUCGGGCUGCUCACCUGCGUGCUGCACCAUUACAAUCAACAAUACAAUCCCGCCGUUCACUGUCUGUCGUCCGGGCCGCAUCAGAGGCUUUCGACGCCGCCGCCGCAGUUGACGUUGACUUUAUCGUCGACCACGCCGUCGACGCCUCCAGCUUUCAGCGCCACAUCUUCCCAAGCCAUGUUGACAAUGCGAAGCAACAACGGUCUGACCCGAGAACACGACCGGCAGGUCCGGUUGCACUCGGUCCGGACCGACCUGGAGUUGGACUUACCACCCCGGAUCCAUUUGCCGGACGGCGAAGAGUACCCGUAUGGUAGCAUGGCCAAGUUGCAUCUGCGAAACUCCGAACAGGAACGAGAAAUUUACCAAAAGUGUAUCAGGGGACCACCUAACCGGACGAUAUGGCCGUCGGCUUCGGAUUGCAGUGGCAAACUGUCACAGCAGCCCCAUCGGUCCAGUUCGACGUCCGGUCUGACGUUAUCAGGGUCUUCUUCCGAGAUGGAUUCCGUACUACGGUGCAAUAGCAUGACCUCCAGGUGUUUGUCGAAGGCUACCAUGGGAUUUCCUUCAGCCGUGGACGACAUCCAAAGCCUGUCUAGUCUGACCAUGGUGCCGUGUCUAAGUCACGUGGACAAACAGCAAACGAUGAGCCAAUAGUCGCUUGCUGCUAUCCAUUGCCACAGCCCAAAGCCCAAAGCCACGUGCAAAGUACUGAACGAUAUCAUUUUUAUGGGGAAAAAAAGAAAAGAAAACGUGGACAAAACAAGCUUUCCGACGACCCAAUGUCGUCGCCAAGGCGGUGCCAUUAUAUGUAUCAUCAACAUUUAUAGUAUAACGGUAUCCUCUUUUGAACUCACAAAGGCCCGCCGCGCACUUGUGUUAUUAUAAUAAUAAUACCUAAUAAUAAUGUACCGACGUGAGACAUUUUAUAAGACUUUUUUUGUAUGGGGGUUUUGAUUUCAGUUUUUUUUUUGUUUUGCGGGGACUUUAUGUCGAUAAUCGGACACACGCGAUCGAGACGGUACACGAGCGAAUAUAUUUUUAAUUAUAAUAAUAUAUUAAUCGUGUGUAUAUUUUGAUAAUCCGCGUAAUUAUGUGAUAAAAAAAACAAUACUAUUAUUAAUAUUGUAAUACACGCAAUAAGUUUGUAACAGAUUUAAUAUCUUACGUGUAUUAACUGCAUUUUUAUACACAUACUUAUAUACAAUAUAUACAUAUAUAGUGAUAAUACUGAUAUAGCUAAUUGGAAUCAAUUUUUUUUUCUUUUUAUUUAUUGUAAUUUUUCGCGUAUAUUAGAUUUAUAACGAUUUUUUUUUUUACCACUAUUAUUUGUGUAACUAUAAUGAUAAUAAAUAAUAAUAGUUUAUGAUCUUACCGUAAUGUUGCUUUCGGUUUGGAAACGAAACAAAGACUCUCUGGUCUUUGUCUGGUCGGUCGAGUACACGUUUUUAGUCGUUUCUGUUUUAUCGAUUGUGGACGAAUAGUGUUGCCGGUGUUGGUGCUGUUGCCUAUAUUGUACUCCUGACACUGAUUUUUUACCGACUGUAUGUAUAAUUGAGGUGAACUUGUAAAAAACUACUCUAUAAUUAUUAUGGCAAUACGUCAUGAUUUAACUUAUGUGUUAAUGGUGUAUGGACUUUUUUUAUUAUCACUACUUACAAUCCUUACUGAUCUUACGCGGAUCCGAUUGUAAACGAAUAAUAAUAAUUAUAUAAUAAUAUUCUUACCCCGAGGCAACAGUGCGUGUCUCCGUUUAUCCUCGGUGUCUUAUUGUAAAGGCUAAUAAGAUCGGCGGUAUACUAUACUAAUAUUAAUAGCAAUUAUUGUAUUUCUAUGAUUUUUUUUAUUCUUUUAUCGUUUUCGAUCGACCAGAUAGACUAUUAUUAUGUUGUAUUACUAUUGUUAUUAUUAUUAUAGCUACACAAUUAUGUUUAUAAUGUUCAUUUUUUUAAAUUAUUAUUAUUAUCAUCAUUAUUAUUAUUCUAAAUGAAAUAGUGUCUAGUCAUUUCGUUAACACUUUAUUUAGCAAAUUGUUUUGUUGUUUCUAUCGACCGGAUUUGUGUAAAAAUACAAAAUAUUGAUUUUUGCCGGGAUCGACAAACACGGUACUCAUAGCCGUUCAUUAUACAUUAUUUAUUAUUACUACUGUAAGUUAUUAUUAUUAUUAUUAAUAUUAUUUUCAAUCGACGUCGUUUGAUCAAUAUUACAAUCAUUCGGUUUAGUCAAUGGCGGUUAUUUAUCAAAAAUAGAUAAUAUAAUAUUUUGAUUGUAAAACAAAUUUUCCAUCAACGGUGGCAAAACAGCGAAAUGACAUAAAAAAAUUUUUUUUACAAAAAUGUCUCAAUUUCGUAUAGGUCAUUAAUGGAAAAUGGUUGAGUGAUAAGGGAGAACCACGUUAAGUAUAGUAUAAUUUAUAAAAAAAAAAACCAAA